UGAGGGACGGAGAGGGGGGAAUGAAGAGGAGGAGGAAGAAGAGGGGUGUCAACGAGACGCUUGUCAUCGUCAGGCCACCACCGACGAGCGGACCGAAGAAGUUGAUGAAUCUGCAGAUCCAGCUGGUGCUCGAUGUUGAUCGGGACAAGAGGAAGUCGAAGAGCAGGAGCACCUCGGUCUCAUCAACGGCAACGGGGUCCGAAUCCAUCGCGCUUCCACUAGAUCUGCCUUCACCGUCGAUCCUGAACAAUCCUAUCGGAGGUCUUCGUCGACCCGAGAUGCCUUCCCGUCUCUCUACCCCGGCGCCUAGCCCGCCAUCCACCCCGGGCUUAGGAUCGGUCCCUGGAGACAGCCCAACGGGGAGAAAGACGCACAUCACCAUUGCAGAACCUAGAUCCGCGAGUCGACCCGGCUCGAUCGUACGGAACGUCAAUGGGAAUGAUCACAAGGAGGUCUUGAGGUCCGCAACAUCGGAGCACGAGGGUGUCGGGCAAUCCACAACCCCAUCCUCAUCCGACAGCGAAAAGAGGCAGAAGCGAAGGGAUCGGCGAUUGUCGAGAGCGUCGUCAGUGGUCUCGCAGGCGUCGGUGACCAGCAACGUCUCGGCAGUCAGCGGGAUCUCGGGAGUCAGCGGAUUGAGUGAAUCGACGAGCGGUGGGAGCGUCAGGACGAACAAGCGAGGGAAGAGGAUCGUGCCCAUGUACAACCUCAACGUGCACAAUGUCAUGACGACGAGCGUGACGGAUGCGGGGACGGACGAAAAGGUCGCCAAGUUCUUGAAACGCGCUCUAGAUAUUCACUCGGUCGGAUCGCUCGAGCCCGCCGAGAUAUGGCAUCCUUAUGCGCUCGACAACCGACUGCCCCACUUGACACCGCAUCAGACGAGGAGCGAUACGGGGUCUCCUGAACACGAAGACAAGGUCUGGGGGUUCAACUCGACACCAAGCGCAGCGGGACCUUCAUCGAUCAACAAGCGCGCCAGUCUUGAAGCCCCGGCCGGGCUGAUGGCCAGGCUGGAACAAGAGGAUCGAACAGCAGCCCCAACCUCCGGCAAGACCAAGCAGUUUUUCGGUAGGCUGUUCAAGAAGAAGGACCCCGCAGCCGAAUCAGGGUCGAGGGACGUCGCGACGGGAUCCGGGUUGAUCAGUCCGGCUAGAACGUCGUUCGUUGCAUCGUCAGCAGAGAGGCUGCUCUCGCCACUAUCACCGGCUUCCACCCGGGUCUUCCAUGGGUCUGAAGCAAGAAACUCGAUCAUCUCGACGCACUCCGUCGUCCCCAACCAGCAAUAUGCAAGCCACACAUUCGGCUCGUACCCGAUGGUCUCGACCGCGCCGGACGCGAGUCUUGGCGAGGGAAGUCUGCAUCGACCGAUGGGAUACACGUUUACCGUCAAGAAAUGGGCCGCUGGGAAGGGUGGGCAGGAGACGAUGAUCGCGCCUCCUUCUUGGGCAGCGAGGUUCGCCAGUACCGACAAGCCCGUCGUUGGUGCGAGUCCAGAGGGUAGCGAGGUCGUCUUCGAAUGGUCACGCGGCAAGGGCAAAUCGGGACGGCUCAGUCGUACGGAUGGGUCUGGGGCGAGAUCAACGCCGCAUGGGACGAUCCCGAUGCCUAUCAGAUCGAGCUCGGUGGCCAGCACCAACUUUGGUGAGACGCUCGAAGUACCCUCUGCCGAGAGCUCGCGGCCUACCAGCAUGAUCUCGAUGUCGGACGAUCACCAUACAUCCCUCCCGUUGGGACCGUUACAAGCCCAGCAGCAGACGGCCAGGAGAUCUGUUUUGGAACGAGCUCGAUCGGAGGAUCGGAUGACGACCUCGAGAUCCUCUUCGCCGGCGCCGAGCGUUCGCGCCCCGACCCGUUUAUCCAACCAUGACGACGGGGAAGAAUCCGACCCCGAGGAUUCAGAGACACCCUGGGUCUGCCGGGUAUAUAUUCCCGGUCGGAGGGAGGACGACACCACGGCGCGCCCGGACGAAAGAAAGUCAAAGAACAGGCGUCGGGACGGAUCAGAUGGAGAGGGCAUCGUAGUAGCCACUCUGUAUCCAGCGCCGCAUCAUCCCCGGGUCAUCGCUCAGGUCAAGGUGUCGACAGACUACACGCCUGUACCCACGGGGAUUUUCCGGGCUGCAUCACGGAGACAGAGCAACACCGAUAGCACAACGACGACUUCGAUUAAGGGGGACGAGAUCAUGCUCAGCGAGGAGAACGUCAAGGACGUUGUCGGCGUGACGGCCAUGUGGUUGGUCGUUCGGGAAGACUUUGGGGGUCUGGCCAAGAAGAAGAAGGCAGUCGAGGCGAGGCGAUAGCUUGUCGAAGCGCGCUUCAGAGCGGGUCGAUGUGAAACGAGACGGGAUGAAGACGAAACUGUAUUCUUAUCAGUGUGGACUACACGCGCUAUAAUAACCCCACGUGAUUCACAUCCUGCUUAAGAUGACAAUGCGCAUACAGUUUACUUGGAU
Filobasidium floriforme is the source of this 2456-nucleotide messenger RNA. RefSeq lists its product as uncharacterized. The transcript is spliced from 4 exons. The record is from RefSeq and is a predicted model, not a curated record. The coding region runs from base 21 to 2303 and encodes 760 amino acids. NCBI's taxonomy places the organism in Eukaryota, Fungi, Basidiomycota, Tremellomycetes, Filobasidiales, Filobasidiaceae.